CUUCGGAUGAAGAUGCUAUCCAGCUAGUUAAAUUAAUAAGAUGUUGUUGGUCCGAAGUGAUGCACAUAGUCGUUUUGUUUCCCCUUUAAUAUACUUAGAUAGGUAUCUGAGGUGCGUGAACUCGUGUAUCAUACAAUUUUGUCUUACAUUCUUUAUCUCGCGCCGUUGUCUCAUUACAGCUCAGCACCCACUAUGCCCACUAUAUCUGGCACCGUUAUACUUACUGGUGCUAAUAGCUCAGCGGGUCUCCACGCCGUUGACCACCUUCUCAAAACAUAUCCGCAGCAUACUGCUGUUUUCACCGUCAGAAGUGCUGCCAACACCGAUGUCAAUACCAACAGCCUACGUGAUAUCAUAGCUCGGUAUCCCAAAGCAAAAGCAUAUAUUUACGAGCUUGAUCUAGCCGACCUUACUGCCGUUCAUGCAUUUGCUACCACCAUCUCGGGGCAGAUCACUAGUGGAUCUUUACCCGCCAUCAAGUCGAUCAUCUGCAAUGCGUUUUACUGGAAUCUUGUCGCCGAUCCCGAACUCACCGUCGACGGAUAUGAUAAGACUUUACAAGUCGGGCACAUCGCUCAUGUAGCACUAGUCUUACGCCUUCUCGAACAUUUCAGUCCCGAUGGCGGCCGUAUUGAGCUCCUGUCGAGUAUCUCGCAUUAUCGUAAAAAGAGCCCGAUGACGCCAUAUCUUCCCGAAAUUCCUGAUAACAUCGACCUCCUGAUACAUCCACCCGCGGACCGCGAUAAGCAAGGUAGAGGGGCCCAGAGAUAUGCCAUUUUGAAAUUGGUCAUUACCACUUGGAUGUAUCCACUCAACGAAUAUCUACAAAAGGACCCCAAGUUCUCCAAGAUCACCGUCGUGGCCAUAAAUCCCGGAAACCUUGGCGACUCCCGCGCUUUUCGAACCAAUGUCCCACUUUCCAUUAAAAUCAUACAGAAAAUCGUAAUACAGAAAAUCGUAUUCAAACCAUUAAUGCCUUUGAUUCAACGCUUUGCCGACCCGACGUUCCGCACGUCGCGCGAGGCUGGCGUUGAUAUCAUAGAGCUGGGUGUUGCUAAGGCCGAAGACGGAGAACGAGGCUAUUAUACGCUCCUCAAGAAAGACGACCCUGAUCCCGCGGUGCUGGAUAAGGAGAGGCAGCGCAUUAUAUGGGAGAAGAGCGCCGAGUGGGCUAAAAUUAACAAGGACAAUACCGCACUUAAAGUCGCGUUUGAAUAGUCUGAACCUAAAAGAUCUAACCUAGAUACUUGUAUUUCGUAAGGGGUAAGGCGAUAUUGUUAGGUAGUUGAUGGUAAACUAAUACUUAGGUAGGUGGGGUGAAUCUGUGUUGGUAGCAUGGUGAGGAUUUACUCCAAGGUAACAUUCUUUUGGAGCUAGUAUUAAGAUGACGUCGUUACUCAUGGAAAGAAAAUAAACCAUUCAUACAUAGAGUCAUCGUAACUUUUAUGAACGUAGCGGUUAAACCCAUACAAAUCGCUAACAUCUACUAAGCUGUCAAACCCUUUACUUAUCUGAUGGGCGAAGUUGUAAUUGCCGACA
Daldinia vernicosa is the source of this 1539-nucleotide messenger RNA. RefSeq names its product NAD(P)-binding protein. Gene Ontology annotation, molecular function: 3-beta-hydroxysteroid 3-dehydrogenase (NADP+) activity. The record is from RefSeq and is a predicted model, not a curated record. Gene Ontology annotation, cellular component: endoplasmic reticulum membrane; mitochondrial outer membrane; lipid droplet. The transcript is spliced from 2 exons. Lineage: Eukaryota; Fungi; Ascomycota; Sordariomycetes; Xylariales; Hypoxylaceae. The coding region runs from base 193 to 1218 and encodes 341 amino acids.